AAAAAUGACUAUUCCUCCAAACAUAAAGGCCUUAGGUUGCUUUUUUCUUCUUGUUCUUCUCAAUUUUCUAUCAUUUUCUUAUGCAUUAACUAAUGAUGAAGCAGCUUUCAUUGCGCGUCGACAACUCAUUUCUGGUACUGGUGAUCUUCCUAAUAUAGUUGAAUAUGAGAAGAAUAUUGACUUGAAAUUUGAAAAUCAUAGGCUUAAGAGGGCUUACAUUGCUCUUCAGGCAUGGAAGAAAGCGAUUUACUCGGAUCCUUCAAAAUUCACUAGUAAUUGGGAGGGUGCUGAUGUUUGUGCAUAUAAUGGUGUCUUUUGUGACAAAGCACUUGAUGAUCCUAACAUCAAUGUUGUUGCUGGGAUUGAUCUUAAUAAUGCAGACAUCGCGGGGCAUCUUCCUGUGGAGAUUGGUUUCCUAGCUGAUGUUAGUCUUGUUCAUAUCAAUUCUAAUAGAUUUUGUGGGAUCAUCCCUAAGAGUAUUAACAAUCUUAAACUUUUAGACGAGAUUGAUUUUAGUAAUAACCGUUUUGUGGGGCCAUUUCCUAAGAUUGUGUUGGAGUUGCCAAAACUUAACUUCCUUGAUCUUAGGUUUAAUGAUUUUGAAGGGUCAGUGCCUUCUGAACUAUUCGACAAGAGUCUUGAUGCCAUCUUCUUAAACAAUAACCGAUUUGUUUCCACUAUACCUCCAAAUAUUGGAAAUUCUAAUGCCUCGGUGGUGGUUUUGGCUAACAAUAAGUUCCACGGUUGCAUUCCUCAUAGUAUUGGUAAAAUGGAGAACACAUUAGAUGAGCUUGUUUUCACAAAUAACGAUCUAUCUGGUUGUGUGACUGAAGAGGUCUCUAAGCUCAAGAGCUUAACGGUGUUUGACAUUAGCAAAAAUAAAUUUGUAGGAUCCUUGCCUCGAGGUUUGGAGUUGAUGCAAAAAGUGGAAGUACUUGAUAUUGCAUCAAACAUGUUUAGAGGAGAAAUUCCAAAGGCUAUUUGCACCUUACCAAAUUUGGCUAAUUUUACAUUCUCUUACAAUUAUUUUGAUGAAUUGGAUGAAGGUUGUGCACCACCACUUCCAAGAAAUCCAGUGUUAGAUGAUAAGGAAAAUUGUCUAAAUGGAAAACCAGAUCAGAGAAAUGAGAAAGAUUGUCAAUCUGUUUUAAGCAAAAUUGUAGAUUGUAGUAAAGAUAAAUGUAGAUCUAACAGUGAAGGACCAGCCCCAAAGGACCCGAAAACCCCUUCUACCCCUAAACCACCAAAGACUAACCCACCCAAACCCGUACCAAGUCCAAAACCAAAGUCACCACCAGUUCAGUCCCCACCAACACCCGUGGCAUCACCUCCUCCCAAACCAAUGCCACCUCCCGUCCACUCUCCACCACCUCCCGUGCCAAGUCCCAAACCAAUGCCACCUCCCGUCCACUCUCCACCACCUCCCGUGCCAAGUCCCAAACCAAUGCCACCUCCCGUCCACUCUCCACCACCACCCGUGCCAAGUCCCAAACCAAUGUCACCUCCCGUCCACUCUCCACCACCACCGGUGUCAUCACCUCCACCUCCAGUGCCAAGCCCAAAACCAAUGCCACCUCCCGUCCAUUCCCCACCACCACCAACUUCAUCACCCCCACCUCCUGUCCAUUCCCCACCACCCCCAGUAUCAUCACCCCCACCUCCAGUGCCAAGUCCAACACCAAUGCCACCUCCAGUCCACUCCCCACCACCACCGACUUCAUCACCUCCACCUCCAGUCCAUUCCCCACCACCACCAGUAUCAUCACCUCCACCUCCAGUCCACUCCCCACCACCACCGACUUCAUCACCUCCACCUCCAGUGCCAAGUCCAAAACCAAUGCCACCUCCAGUUCAUUCCCCACCACCACCAGUAUCAUCACCUCCACCUCCAGUGCCAAGUCCAAAACCAAUGCCACCUCCAGUUCAUUCCCCACCACCACCAAUGUCAUCUCCUCCACCCCCUCCAGUCUUUUCUCCUCCUCCACCCAAACCUGUUCAAUCACCACCUCCUGCUCAUUUGGCAUCUCCCCCUCCACCUGUGUUCGAGGACGUUGUCCUUCCUCCUAACUUGGGCUCAAUUUAUGCCUCACCACCUCCACCAAUUUUCCCUGGUUAUUAAGAGGGAUGCAUCACUAUUAUUU
Messenger RNA from Solanum tuberosum (potato), 2141 nucleotides. RefSeq names its product pollen-specific leucine-rich repeat extensin-like protein 1. The record is from RefSeq and is a predicted model, not a curated record. The transcript is spliced from 2 exons. NCBI's taxonomy places the organism in Eukaryota, Viridiplantae, Streptophyta, Magnoliopsida, Solanales, Solanaceae. The coding region runs from base 5 to 2119 and encodes 704 amino acids.